CCCCUUCAUUUCUCUAUCACACCCAAAAAAAAACCUCCAGAAAAUUUCUCCCAUCAACAUCACAGAGAUCUCAAUGGCAGGUGGAAAGAUCAAGGUCGGAAUCAACGGUUUUGGAAGGAUCGGGCGAUUGGUGGCGAGGGUGAUCCUUCAGAGCGAGGAUGUCGAGCUCGUCGCCGUCAACGAUCCCUUCAUCACCACCGAUUACAUGACCUACAUGUUUAAGUAUGACAGUGUCCAUGGGCAAUGGAAGCACCACGACAUCAAGGUCAAGGACUCUAACACCCUUCUCUUUGGUGAGAAGCAAGUUGCUGUAUUUGGUUGCAGGAACCCGGAGGAGAUCCCAUGGGGCAAGGCUGGUGCAGAUUUUGUUGUGGAGUCAACUGGUGUCUUCACUGACAAGGACAAGGCUGCUGCUCAUUUGAAGGGUGGUGCCAAGAAAGUUGUCAUCUCUGCACCAAGCAAAGAUGCACCAAUGUUUGUGAUGGGAGUGAACCAUAAGUCAUACACACCAGACCUUAACAUUGUCUCCAACGCUAGCUGCACAACCAACUGUCUAGCUCCUCUUGCCAAGGUCAUUAAUGAUAAGUUUGGCAUUAUUGAGGGCUUGAUGACCACCGUCCAUGCAAUGACUGCCACCCAGAAGACUGUUGAUGGACCAUCUAGCAAGGACUGGAGGGGUGGAAGAGCUGCAAGCUUUAACAUCAUCCCUAGCAGCACAGGAGCUGCUAAGGCUGUUGGAAAGGUGCUCCCAGCUUUGAACGGCAAAUUGACUGGAAUGGCUUUCCGUGUGCCUACCAUUGAUGUCUCUGUUGUGGACCUUACUGUCAGGCUUGAGAAGAAAGCCACUUAUGAUGAUAUCAAGGCUGCAAUCAAGGCAGAGUCCGAGGGAAACCUAAAAGGAAUCUUGGGCUAUGUUGAGGAGGACCUCGUCUCCACAGACUUCCAGGGUGACAACAGGUCAAGCAUUUUCGACGCCAAGGCUGGAAUUGCUUUGAACGACAACUUCGUUAAGCUCGUCUCUUGGUAUGACAACGAGUGGGGAUACAGCACCCGUGUUGUUGACCUCAUCCGCCACAUGAGCACCGCCAAAUAGGGGUUUUCUCUUGCCGCCGUUGGUUGCUGAUGAUCUGAGUCUGCCGGUUUCUUCUUGCACUUAGUUGGUGGUUCUGGUUAUUUGUUCGGAAUAAUUUCUUUGCAUUGAAUUCCCUCCUUUUAUAAAGGGCUUUUAACAUUAGUUUUGUUGGGCGUGAGUUCGGCCCAAUCUUUUCUUUUCUUUUUCUGCAAGAUAUUUGGAACUGAACUCUUCACGUUUCCUGCAAGAUAAUUUGGUCAAAAUUAAAGUAUCGCUUUCUUUCUA
This is a messenger RNA of Asparagus officinalis (garden asparagus), 1357 nucleotides long. Its product is annotated as glyceraldehyde-3-phosphate dehydrogenase 3, cytosolic-like. Bases 74 to 1093 code for a protein of 339 amino acids. Gene Ontology annotation, biological process: glucose metabolic process. NCBI's taxonomy places the organism in Eukaryota, Viridiplantae, Streptophyta, Magnoliopsida, Asparagales, Asparagaceae. The transcript is spliced from 12 exons. The record is from RefSeq and is a predicted model, not a curated record. Gene Ontology annotation, molecular function: NAD binding; oxidoreductase activity, acting on the aldehyde or oxo group of donors, NAD or NADP as acceptor; NADP binding.